This is a messenger RNA of Linum tenue, 684 nucleotides long. Lineage: Eukaryota; Viridiplantae; Streptophyta; Magnoliopsida; Malpighiales; Linaceae. The record is from the annotation of a GenBank genome assembly.
AACAAGACAAGUCAUGAGGUUUCCCUCUGCACCACGAGCAGAUCUUUAGCCAUCUUGUGGCUACUAGCGUUCCAUCUUCUGCGCUUCUGCCCGCUACACCCCGAAGCUUAUCUGUGGCAACUUCAACUACACUACCUCUCCAUCCUUCGUUUAAUUUGCAAGCAUCAUGGCCGGUCUUAUUUCCUCCGCAAAAAAGGCCGUCGGCAUGGAGGAAAAGCCCGCGGCGGCGACCAGCACCGAAAAGAUUGUGACGGGCACCAAGGGGCUUGCAGCGUCGGCUCAGGCCUCCGUCACCGGCGCCGCCGAGACUGUGGCUGGCACCACCACCACGUACGUUAACAAGGCCCAGGACUACGUCCACAACGCCACUGCCAAGCCGGCUGGUAAGUGAGAGCCCGGCGGCCCACGCACGUAUCUGGUUAUCGUUUAAUGUCGCUACGUACGUGCGUAGACAUGUCUCGUCUUCACAAGUAGUGUUAUGUUUAUGUUCUUAAUUUUUUUUUUGUUGUUGUUGUAUUCUCCAACGUUGUGUUUCGUUGUAUGAAUAAUGACCUACUUGUGUUGUGUGUCUGUUUUUAAUUAUCUCUGUUGGCAGUAAAAGUAGUUAAUAACUGUAGGGUCAGAUUGUGAUCAGUUAAAAUCUGUGGAAUGUACGUAAAAGUGUAUGUAUUAUAGUCCAUGAAA